GGGGCCAUAAAGAGCGGCGGCUCCGCGGCGGCUCCGCGGCGGCGGCGGCGGGCGGGAUGGAGGCGGCCGGGGCUGAGGGAUAUGGGGUGGCGGAGCUGCGGGAGCGGCUGGCGGCGGGCGGGCAGGACCAUGUGCUGCGCUUCUGGCCCGAGCUGGACGGCGCGGCCCGCCGGGCCCUGGCGGCCGAGCUGUGCCACAUGGACGUGGCCGAGAUCAACCGCUUCUUCCGCCGCGCCCGCGGGGACGGCGGCGGGGCGGUGUCGGCGGCAGGGCUGGACGCGCGCAUGGAGCCGGUGCCGCGGGACGUGCUCGGCAGCGCCUCCCGCGACCGCGGGCUGGUGCCGCGCUGGGAGAGCCGCGGUAGGUGCGCGGGCCGGCGGGGCUCGGCGCGGCGCGCAGCCGGCGCGGCGGGCCCCACGCGUGUCUGUUCCCCCAGGGCUGGCGGAGAUCGCGGGGAGCCGCGUGGCCGUGCUGCUGCUGGCCGGUGGGCAGGGCACCCGCCUCGGUGUCCCCUACCCCAAGGGCAUGUGCGACGUGGGGCUGCCCUCCCGCAAGACCCUCUUCCACCUCCAGGCCCAGCGCCUGCGGCGGCUGCAGCAGAUGGCGGAGGAGCAGCACGGCACUCCCUGCCACAUCCCCUGGUACAUCAUGACAAGUGGCCGCACUAUGGAGUCCACCAAGGAGUUCUUCCAGAAACAUCGGUAUUUUGGCUUGAAGAAGGAGAAUGUCAUCUUCUUCCAGCAGGGCAUGCUGCCUGCCCUGGGAUUUGAUGGGAAAAUCCUGCUGGAGGAGAAGGGCAAGAUAGCUAUGGCACCAGAUGGCAACGGGGGCCUGUACCGGGCCCUGGGCUCACAUGGCAUCAUGGACGACAUGGAGCGGAGGGGGGUGCAGAGUGUCCAUGUCUACUGCGUGGACAACAUCCUGGUGAAGGUGGCUGACCCCAGGUUCAUUGGGUUCUGCAUGGAGAAGGGAGCAGACUGUGGGGCCAAGGUGGUGGAGAAGACCAAUCCCACGGAGCCGGUGGGCGUGGUGUGCCGGGUGGACGGCGUGUACCAGGUGGUGGAGUACAGCGAGAUCUCCCUGGCCACUGCGCAGCAGCGCGGCCCCGACGGGCGGCUGCUCUUCAACGCGGGCAACAUCGCCAAUCACUACUUCACCACGGCCUUCCUGAAAGAUGUGGUCAAUACUUACGAACCACAACUGCAGCACCACGUGGCUGAGAAGAAGAUCCCACAUGUGGACAUCACUACAGGGCAGCUAAUCCAACCCGAGAAGCCCAAUGGGAUUAAGAUGGAGAAGUUUGUCUUCGACAUCUUCCAGUUUUCCAAGAAGUUCGUGGUGUAUGAGGUGCUGCGUGAGGAUGAGUUCUCUCCCCUGAAGAACGCGGACAGCCAGAACGGCAAGGACAACCCCACCACAGCCCGACACGCCCUGAUGUCCCUGCACCACUGCUGGGUUCUCAAUGCAGGGGGGCACUUUGUGGACGAAAACGGUACACGCAUCCCUGCCAUCCCUCGCGUCACAAACGGAAGCUCAGCUGCCAGCCCAGCAGAUGUCAAUGACAACUUGAAGGAUGCAAACGACCUGCCGAUCCAGUGUGAAAUUUCUCCCCUUGUCUCCUACGGAGGAGAAGGUCUGGAGAAGUACGUGAAGGACCGGGAGUUCCGCACGCCGCUGAUCAUUGACGAGGAUGGGAUCCACGAGCUGGUGAAGAAUGGGAUGUAGGGGCAGCGUGGUGCCAGGCAGGGCUGCCCAUCCCACCAGGAGCUCAGGCAGUGAAGACUGACAGCUGGGCCUACCAGGGACUGCUCUGGAUCACUCCGGCCCUGGGCAGAGGGCGAUCUGACCCACUUGGUUCUUGGCAUGUUGUAGGCUUCUAUUUAUAUUUUAAUUUAAAAACCAAACACUAUGGAUUCCCCUGCCACAGAGCACAGCUGUGGUGCUGCUCUUUGCACUCCAGGCUGUGGGCAUUUAUUUUUAAACAUGUAUAUAGUAAUAGUCACUGUACAUGCAGAGAAAGGAUUUUUAUGGUACGAGGCUGGAUUUAAUCUUGAAUUUUUAUUUUUCUUAAAUCUACAUGACUAUUUUUUUUUAAUAGAGUCCUUGCCAUUGCCCAUGUCCUCCCUUUUGGUCAUCCUUUGUAUAUUGCACAACUGGAAGCACCUGAUUAAACUCUGAGUCCCUCCUGUUUCUCA
This is a messenger RNA of Prinia subflava (tawny-flanked prinia), 2195 nucleotides long. RefSeq names its product UDP-N-acetylglucosamine pyrophosphorylase 1 (gene UAP1). The record is from RefSeq and is a predicted model, not a curated record. Lineage: Eukaryota; Metazoa; Chordata; Aves; Passeriformes; Cisticolidae. Gene Ontology annotation, biological process: UDP-N-acetylglucosamine biosynthetic process. The transcript is spliced from 9 exons. The coding region runs from base 82 to 1725 and encodes 547 amino acids. Gene Ontology annotation, molecular function: UDP-N-acetylglucosamine diphosphorylase activity.